This is a messenger RNA of Theobroma cacao (cacao), 3073 nucleotides long. The record is from RefSeq and is a predicted model, not a curated record. NCBI's taxonomy places the organism in Eukaryota, Viridiplantae, Streptophyta, Magnoliopsida, Malvales, Malvaceae.
AUAAAAGCUUUUUGAAAUUUCUUUGAUUUAUGGCACCGGCAGCUACCAUGGUGUGCUCUGAACACUGGAAAACGUGAACCAAAUCAUUAAUUGGUCCCCCAAUUGAUCAUAUUCUUCUCCUCGCAAGAAAAUAAUCCAAGAAAGCAAAGUUGAACCGUUUGUUGCACGCAGGCAGAUGCAGACAACAGUGCUUUAAGAUGCUAGAGGUUUAGUUGGCUGUAGGAGUUGGUCAUAACUGCAAGAAUUAAUACCCGAUUGUUGUGCUCUAUUUAAGAGCAUACAUUGGUGCAGGUUUUGGUAAACAUAUAGCUGAUGCCAUUCACUUCGCCGACUGAUCAACCAUAUGAGGAGGUUGAUGGCCGUGCCGGCGGUGCACAACCUCAUCAGGAAGGCUUGCCAAGAGGCAGAGAUAAAGGAAAUAUGUACUUGGUGUGGGAAGAUUUGACGGUGCUGUUGCCAAACUUUGGCAAUGGACCUACCAGGAGAUUGCUCAAUGGACUAACCGGUUGUGCUGAACCUGGUAGGAUCAUGGCUAUCAUGGGUCCAUCUGGCUCCGGAAAAUCCACUCUGCUCGAUGCAUUAGCAGGUAGACUAUCUGGAAAUGUUGUCAUGACCGGAAACGUUCUUCUUAAUGGGAAGAAGAAGAGGCUGGACUAUGGCAGUGUUGCUUAUGUGACUCAAGAGGAUGUACUGUUGGGAACUCUAACAGUACGAGAAACCAUAACUUACUCUGCUCAUUUGAGGCUCCCACCAUCAGUGAGCAGAGAAGAGAUUGAUGGCAUUGUGGAGGGAACAAUCAUGGAAAUGGGUCUCCAAGAGUGCGCUGAUCGACUUAUUGGAAACUGGCACUUACGGGGUGUAAGUGGUGGGGAGAAAAAGAGACUAAGCAUUGCACUGGAAAUCCUGACAAGGCCCCAUCUAUUGUUUCUUGAUGAACCUACCAGUGGCCUAGAUAGUGCCUCGGCAUUUUUCGUGCUACAAACUCUUAGGAAUGUUGGCCGUGAUGGCAGAACGGUCAUCUCUUCAAUCCAUCAGCCAAGUAGUGAAGUAUUCUCACUCUUUGAUGACCUGUUUUUACUCUCUGGUGGAGAACAAGUUUAUUUUGGAGAGGCAAAACUGGCUGCAAAGUUCUUUGCUGAAUCGGGAUUUCCAUGUCCAAGUCGGAGAAAUCCUUCCGAUCACUUCCUUCGUUGCAUAAAUUCAGAUUUCGACAUUGUUGCAGAGACUUUGAAGGGAUCUCAUAUAAUAUCUGAAUUUCAAAAUACAUUAGAUCCUUUGACAAACUUACCAACAGCAAAGAUAAAAGCAUUGCUUGUUAUGAAAUACAGAAGCUCAGAUUAUGCAGCAAAAGCAAGAGCAAGAAUUCAAGAAAUCUCAACCAUUGAGGGACUCGUGAUUGAAAAGAAACUUAGGAGUGAAGCAAAAUGGUUGAAGCAACUAUCAACAUUGACACGGAGGUCCUUUGUAAACAUGUCUAGGGAUUUGGGCUAUUACUGGUUAAGGAUAGCAAUCUAUGUGGCCUUAUCUAUUUGCGUUGGCACUAUAUUUUUCAAUAUUGGAACAAACUACAAUGCAAUCUUAGCCCGUGGAGCCUGUGCCGGUUUCGUAUCAGGUUUCAUGACAUUCCUGUCUAUAGGAGGCUUCCCAUCCUUUAUUGAAGAACUUAAGGUUUUUUAUCGAGAAAGGCGCAAUGGACAUUAUGGGAUUGCUGUUUAUAUACUGUCGAAUUUCCUCUCUUCAUUCCCAUUCUUGACUCUCAUGACCCUCGCCACAUCAUCAAUUACCUAUUACAUGGUGAAGUUUCGUCCAGGAAUUUCACAUUUUACAUAUGUCUCCCUCGAUCUUAUCAGCUCCAUUGCAGCUGUGGAGAGCUGCAUGAUGAUGAUAGCAUCACUAGUUCCCAACUUCAUGAUGGGAGUCAUAAUUGGAUCUGGUUAUAUAGGAGUUAUGCUGAUGACAGCAGGGUAUUUCCGAUUGCUACCGGAUCUUCCUAAGAUAUUUUGGCGUUACCCUGUUUCAUACAUCAACUAUGGUGCAUGGGCAUUACAGGGAGCAUACAAGAACGAUAUGGUCGGGCUUGAGUUUGAUGGAUUCAUACCUGGUGGUCCAAAACUGAAAGGUGAUGUUGUCCUCACAACCAUGCUUGGCAUUCAGCUGGAUCAUUCAAAGUGGUGGGAUUUAGCAGCAGUUAUAAUGAUUUUGAUAGCUUACAGAUUUCUUUUCUUUGUCAUUCUCAAGUUCAAGGAGAGAGCCUCACCUUUCUUUCGAACUCUUUAUGCCAAACGAACUAUACAACAUCUCAAAAAGAGACCCUCUUUCAGGAAAACAUCAGCCUUCCCAUCCAAGAGGCACCAAGUUCUCCACUCACUAUCUUCUCAAGAGGGUCUUAACUCUCCAAUUCACUAGAAGAACCAAUAGCUCAUGAGUACUCUAGAAAUGCUCAUACUCUGAUUCGAUCACAGAAACAAGGGACAGGAAUGAUAGUAAGAUUACUUAAUAAAUUAGAUAUAUCAGCUUUGGUUUUUAAGUGCUUCUUCAAUGGCAUUCCCUUCCCUUCUCAUGUCCACAAAUUGCUCUAGUGUUAAUGAGAGGAGGCGCCCAUCACCCAAGAAUGCUUUCCUUUUGGAACUCUCUAGCCAUGACAGUGGAAAGCAGAAACUUCAUAUCUGUUGUGGCAAACAACACAUUGCAGUAACCACAUAAAAUAAACAGAUAUAGAAAAGAUCCUAUUGUUCUUAGUAGAAAAUUACAAGUGGUGCAAAAAUAUUUGUUGCAGAUGCCUCCAUCACACGGUAUUGUAACAUCUAAUGAUACCAUUAUAUGUAAUAGCAUUUUGUUUUUGUCAUUCCAGUGCUAACCCAAGAUGGAUAAACUGAUUUGUUUGGUCUGUUCUUCACCCACAAUUCUACUAUUUUCUAUCAUUGUUCCUUGCUGAUUGUGUUCUACAAUUAGUAGAUUACCAUUCCCAUGACCAGACCUUCAGUAUAAAGAGAAACAGUUACAGUUCGUCAAAUAUUCGUGUAGAACAAUGAGUGCACUACUUUUGGAAUUUGCAAGAACAUUUUACAGGUUG